Messenger RNA from Colletotrichum orchidophilum, 1461 nucleotides. RefSeq lists its product as uncharacterized. Lineage: Eukaryota; Fungi; Ascomycota; Sordariomycetes; Glomerellales; Glomerellaceae. The coding region runs from base 1 to 1461 and encodes 486 amino acids. Gene Ontology annotation, molecular function: transmembrane transporter activity. Gene Ontology annotation, cellular component: membrane. The record is from RefSeq and is a predicted model, not a curated record. The transcript is spliced from 5 exons. Gene Ontology annotation, biological process: transmembrane transport.
AUGUCUACCCCGGCUCGUCGAUGGUACCACUGGUUCGCCCCAACUGAUAGUCCAGAAGAGAGAAGGCUGAUACUCAAACUUGACUUUCUGAUCGUCCCUUAUGCUUUCAUCAUCUACUGGGUCAAGUACAUCGAUCAGAUUAAUAUCAACAAUGCCUACGUUUCUGGAAUGGCCGAUGAGCUCGGCUUUCACGGCAAUGAGCUCGUCCAGUUCCAAACCAUUUUCGUGGUGGGAAACGUAGUGGGCCUUUUGCCAUUCAUCUAUCUGUUCCCAAGAGUCCCGAUGCAUGUCCUUGUUCCAACUCUUGAUCUUGGUUGGGGCCUGUUCACUCUCCUCCAGUAUCGCGCCCAGAGUUAUGCGGAAAUCAUGGCGUACCGGUUCCUGGUGGCCAUUUUUGAAGCCUCAUAUUUCCCAGGCGUCCACUUCGUCCUUGGGUCAUGGUAUCGGAGCGACGAAAUCGGCCGACGAGGCGGCAUCUUCUACAUUGGCCUGACCCUCGGCACCUUGACGGCAUCGCUACUGCAAGCCGCGGCGGUAACAUACCUCGACGGAACGCACGGCCUGGCCGGCUGGCGCUGGCUCUUCAUCAUCAAUGCCAUCAUCACACUCCCUCUUGCCGUCGUCGGGUACUUUGUUUGGCCCGGUACGCCCGCGAAACCCAACAAGCUGCUCAUGAAAGAGCCCGAACUCCAGCUGGCACGCUCGCGUCUGGAACAGGCCGGCGCGUCAGUCGAGAGCACGCCAUUCUCCCUGAGCCUCUUGAAACGCGUGUUUACCAACUGGAGAUUCUACGUCUUGAUCCUCUGGAACAUCUUCUUCUUCAACACCAGCGCAAACAGCGCUGCCUUUUUGUUGUGGAUCAAGAGUCUCGGUAGAUACAGCACCGCCCAGAUGAAUAACCUGGCUGCGCUGAGUCCCGGGUUGGGAAUCUUCUUCGUGCUCUUCAUCAACUUUAGCGCAGACUUGUGGAUCGGGCGUACGGCAGCCAUCACUCUGGCAUCGGCAAUCAACUUCUCGGGCUUGGUCAUACUGGCUGUUUGGAAUGUGCCGGAAGCCGCAAAGUGGUACGCUUUCAGCACCACCUACUCCGCCGUGGCCGUGUCCUCGGUGCUGUACGGAUGGGCCAACAUCAUUCUCAAACACAACAUCGAGGAGCGAGCUCUGACCCUGAUCCUCAUGACGGCCAUCGCCACGUCCACCAACGCCUGGAUCCCGUUGUUGGUGUACCCUACUGUAGAAGCUCCGAGGUUUCCCAAGGGCUAUGUGUACUCUGCCGUCAUGGUUGUGCUCUUGGUCAUCAUGACGCAGGUUGUGCGAGUAUUAUUGGGCUCUCAUGGGGAGAAAAGAAUCCGCAAAACUCACGACAAUCGUAGCGCUACAGAAUCUGUUGAAGGGCAGUCACCUACGCGCUACGAUACGACUGACCAGAAAGGACCCGAUACUCUGAUUGCUUCAGUUUGA